GCAGCGGAAGGGUCGAGUAGGAGGCGACCCUAGGGGAAGUGAUUGCCGACAACGGCUCAGCGCCGCGUGCGGGCCUCUGCGAUGCGCGAGCGACGAUAAAUGCGGGCGAGGAGGCAGACGAUACUCAAUUGUCUGCUUAGUCUGCCGAUCCUUUGCUCGUCCUCCGUUCUCUAGAACCCUCUAACGAUCAAAGAAUCCCGCAUUUCGGUACUAAGAAGCGGCGAGUGUGUUGGGUGCUGCUCGGCGGAUCGAGCGCACGCGAAAUAGUCGAGGAGUAUCGCAGCGGCUCCUAUUCGGCCUCUCCAACACCCGCAUUCCACCGCACCCACUGCGUCGCGACCGCAGCCGCUGCGUGUGAAUCAGACGGGGCCAGGGCAGUCUGCGGAGGCGAAGCCGAGCAGGGGGAAGCGAGCGACACAGAGCGCGAGGCGGCGAUGGCUGACGUGUCGAGCGCGGCGGUGGGGCACGAUGCGGUGGGCGAGCCGGGCGAGUCGAUGCGCGGCGUGACGGGGCGCGAACCCAUCUUCGCGCGCGACGUGGGGCUGGACGAGGGCGACUCGCUCUUCGCGCUGCCCGUCGACUCGGAGCACAAGGCCAAGCAGUUCAAACUCUUCAGCGCGUCUCGGCCGCACAUGCGCGCGUUCCACCUGUCGUGGCUCGCCUUCUUCCUCUCCUUCUGCUCCGCCUUCGCCGCCCCCCCCCUGCUGCCGGUGAUUCGCGACAACCUGGACCUCACCAAGGCGCAGAUCGCCAACGCCGGCAUCGCCGCUGUCGUCGGCGCCGUCGUCAGCCGCCUCGUCAUGGGCACGGUGUGCGACGUGGUGGGGCCGCGCUACGGCACGUCGUUCCUGCUCAUCGCCACGGUGCCGUGCGUGGCGGCCAUGGCGGCCGUCACGGACGCCGCGGGGUUCAUCACCUGCCGCUUUUUCAUCGGCUUCGUGCUCGCCACCUUCGUCUCCUGCCAGUACUGGAUGUCGUCCAUGUUCAACUCGCGCAUCGUGGGGCUGGCCAACGGCACGGCGGCAGGGUGGGGCAACCUGGGAGGGGGCGCCAUCCAGCUGAUCAUGCCGCUGCUCUUCUCGCUCAUCACGGACGUCAUCCACGUGCCUGCCUUCACCGCCUGGCGCCUCUCCUUCUUCGUGCCCGCCACCGCGCAGACAGCCAUGGGGCUGCUCGUGCUGCUGCUGGGGCAGGAUUACCCGGACGGCCAAUUCCUGGACCUGGCCAAGAAGGGGGUCAAGAAGGUGGACACGCCACUCAACGUGCUGCGCACCGCGUGCACCAACUACCGCACGUGGGUUUUCGUGCUCACGUACGGCUACUGCUUUGGCGUGGAGCUGACAGUGGACAACGUGAUCGCCGAGUACUUCUACGACCGCUUCAACCUCAACCUCAACACCGCGGGGCUCAUCGCCGCGUCCUUCGGCCUCAUGAACAUUUUCUCCCGCCCCUCCGGCGGCAUCCUCUCCGACGUCGCUGCCCGCUGGUUCGGCAUGCGCGGGCGGCUCUGGAACCUCUGGGUGCUGCAGACGCUGGGCGGCGUGUUUUGUCUGACGCUAGGGUACAUGAACGAGCUGUGGUCGUCCGUGCUGGUGAUGCUCGUCUUCUCCUACUUCUGCCAGGCCGCCUGUGGCGCUACCUUCGGCAUCAUCCCCUUCGUGUCGCACCGUGCGCUGGGCAUCGUGUCGGGGUUCACAGGGGCGGGUGGCAACGUGGGGUCGGCCAUCACGCAGGCCAUCUUCUUCAAGGGCGCGUACAGCACGGAGCAGGGGCUGGCGUGGAUGGGCGUGAUGAUCAUGGCGUGCACGCUGCCCGUGGCUGCCGUCUACUUCCCCCAGUGGGGCUCCAUGCUCACCGCGCCCUCGUCCAAGCCAUCGGCCACGGAGGAGGCGUACUACACAGGGGAGUACUCAGAGAAGGAGCAGGCCAGGGACAUGCACUCGAGCGGACUCAAGUUCGCCGAGAAUGCCAAAUCCGAGAGGGGGCAGACUGUGCCGGUGUCCGAGGAGCUGCCACGAUGAGACAGGCAGGCAUGCAGGCAGGGAGCUGGCAGGCAGGCAGGCAGGCAGGCAGGCAGGCAGGCUGGCAAGCGGCAGCGGAGGGGGCAUCUGUGAUGGUGGCAGUGGCAGGAGCAUACACAACCAGGGGCUGUGUAAAUGCAGUGGACACUCUGAGGCUCAGGCUAUAAGUUGGUCGCUUUCUGUUAUCAUGUAAUAUAUACAUUCAAUGCUAAGUAUUGAUCAAUUUCAAAAGCUGUA
Molecule: messenger RNA, 2258 nt
Organism: Closterium sp. NIES-67
Lineage: Eukaryota; Viridiplantae; Streptophyta; Zygnematophyceae; Desmidiales; Closteriaceae
Source: the annotation of a GenBank genome assembly